Molecule: messenger RNA, 1700 nt
Organism: Equus quagga
Lineage: Eukaryota; Metazoa; Chordata; Mammalia; Perissodactyla; Equidae
Product: G-protein coupled receptor 183
Exons: 2
Coding region: 106-1179 (357 amino acids)
Biological process (GO): G protein-coupled receptor signaling pathway
Cellular component (GO): membrane
Molecular function (GO): G protein-coupled receptor activity; oxysterol binding
Source: RefSeq, a predicted model, not a curated record
UGCCGAGGUUAGCACACCUCAGUCUGGGCAAAUACUGACUGCUACUACACAGAGGCCUGAAUAAGUCACUGAGAGAAACCUCGAACACCGCUGGUGCAUAUAAAAAUGGACAUCAAUUUUACGACACCCACUAUAGCUCCUCCGGGAAGCAACUGCGAUCUCUACGCACACCACGGCACAGCCAGGAUCCUAAUGCCUCUGCAUUACUGCAUUGUCUUCGUCAUUGGGCUUGUGGGAAACUUGUUGGCCUUGAUAGUCAUUGUUCAAAACAGGAAAAAAAUCAACUCUACCACCCUAUAUUCAACAAAUUUGGUGAUUUCUGAUAUACUUUUUACAACUGCUUUGCCUACACGGAUAGCCUACUAUGCCCUGGGCUUUGACUGGAAAAUCGGCGACGCCUUGUGUAGGAUAACCGCUCUUGUGUUUUACAUCAACACAUAUGCAGGCGUGAACUUCAUGACCUGCCUGAGCAUCGACCGGUUCUUUGCUGUGGUACAUCCCCUGCGAUACAACAAGAUGAAAAGGAUUGAACAUGCAAAAGGCGUUUGCAUAUUUGUUUGGAUUCUAGUAUUUGCUCAAACACUCCCACUACUCAUAAACCCUAUGUCAAAGGAGGAGGAUGAAAGGACUACAUGCAUGGAGUAUCCAAACUUUGAAGAAACAAAAUCUCUUCCCUGGAUUCUGCUUGGUGCAUGUUUCCUAGGAUAUGUGCUUCCACUCGUAAUCAUUCUCAUCUGUUAUUCUCAAAUCUGUUGCAAACUCUUUAAAACUGCCAAACAAAACCCACUAACUGAGAAAUCCGGUGUAAACAAAAAGGCUCUCAACACAAUUAUUUUUAUAAUUGUUGUGUUUGUUCUCUGUUUCACACCUUACCAUGUUGCAAUUAUUCAACACAUGAUUAAGAAGCUUCAUUUUUCUGAUCUCCUGGAAUGUAGCCAAAGACAUUCAUUCCAGAUUUCUCUGCACUUUACAGUAUGUCUGAUGAACUUCAAUUGCUGCAUGGACCCUUUUAUAUAUUUCUUUGCAUGUAAAGGGUACAAGAGAAAGGUAAUGAAGAUGUUGAAACGUCAGGUCAGCGUAUCAAUUUCCAGUGCCGUGAGGUCAGCCCCUGAAGAAAAUUCACGUGAAAUAACGGAAACUCAAAUGAUGAUACAUUCUAAGUCUUUAAAUGGAAAGUAAAAAGGAAUUAAAUCUUGGAUUUACUGCAAAGGAAACUGUAUGAUGAACUUUGCAGGACUCUCCUUAUAAAGCAAAAUGAUUGUUCAACUGCCAAUUAGGAUUCUUUUAAAGUCCUUUUACUGGGCACUAUUUCCCACCUCCAACUUGGAGGUAAAUUGAUAUAUGUUUUUUACACUCAAGAGAACAACAUAAAGCAAAGUUCUAAUUUGUAAAUGAAAUACUAUACCAAAAGGGCGGCUACUUCAAUAACUCUCAAUGUAAAAAGAAAAGUUUUGUGUUAAAGAAAAAGUCAUUGGUAUUUCCAGCUGACAAUUUGGCAAAAGGAAGAAGACUGUUAAGAUUGUAUUUUGUCAGUGUAAAAAUGUUAAUAUUGUAACAGAUUUUUUUUUCGGUAACAUAUUUCUUCAGUCCGUAUUUCUUUCAAUCUUAGACUUUAUCUCCUCAAUAACACCAGCUUUGCAUUUUGUAUGGUUCUGAGUCAUAAAAUUUUUGUUCAAAGAACUAUUUUAGAAUAAAGAGCA